Aureobasidium namibiae CBS 147.97 is the source of this 1113-nucleotide messenger RNA. RefSeq lists its product as uncharacterized. The transcript has 2 exons. The record is from RefSeq and is a predicted model, not a curated record. Bases 1 to 1113 code for a protein of 370 amino acids. NCBI's taxonomy places the organism in Eukaryota, Fungi, Ascomycota, Dothideomycetes, Dothideales, Saccotheciaceae.
AUGGCUUCUCUCUGGCGACCAUUCCGGCUACUGCCUCAAUUGCAGUCAACAACGCUGUCACAACCUCUAGGACUACGCGCCUGCACACCCUUCCAGACGCGACUACUCCAUUCGUCCCCAAUCUUCCAUGUGCGCAAACCGUCGAAUGCCAUAGUCAAGCCCAUCGAUGCUUCCGCCCCAUCUCGCAAGAAGCAGCGCAAGGAUGCUCUCAAGAAACAGGAAGAGGCAACCGAGCGUCUAAUUUCGCAAAGGCUCGCUUCUGUCACUUCUGCAGCACCUGCAUACUCUCACGCCCCUCCUCCAACCACACACCACUCGGCAGCCCACACAAGUCCACAACGCCAAUUCACCGUCAAGCGGCCAGCUGAAGCAAUCUCGGCUUCUUCCUCUCCUUCAUCGCCCCUAGUUCCCACUCUCGACUACGUACCAGGAGGCCGUUCUGGUGUCACACAGGCCCUACAAGAGCUCGCGAGCGCCGAUUCCCCACUCCUCAUCUACGAGGCCACAAAAGCUCGUCAAUACGUUGCCUGGUGUCUAUUCGCCAGUCUACUGCUCGGUGGCUUGACUGCCGUACAAGUCGGCUUCUUCACUACCGAUCCUUCAAAAUCAAACUUUCUCAUCGCCACUACUUUCCUCCUCACUGGCUUGAUAUGGGCCACUCUUGCAUCGUGGACCGCCUAUGGAGCCAACGAUGUCAUCAAGCGUAUCUGGGCCAUCCCUUCUGCCACUGGAAAACCCCUCUUGCGCAUCGAGCCCGUCAAGCUUCUCUUCGGACAGCGACCUUUGCCUUUCGAUGUCCCUCUGGGUCGCGUCUUCACUGACAGGGGCUUUGAGCACAGUAUCGCCAGUUAUAACGCCACGAGGAAUGCGAGACAAAAGUCUGGCCUUCUCGAUGCUUUGUUCGGACCUGUCCGCACACUUCUAUCUGCCAACUCGAAGAUGUGUACGAGAAAAGCUUCAUUCGCUCAAUUGCGCGUGGCCGAGAUGGGAAACUGGAAGGUCGAUAUCCGCGACUGCAAUGUUGCUGACGGCGGAAAGAUCCUUGAUCUUCUGAUUAUCCCUGUCAAGAGAGAGAAGGGCUGGUUUGCUUCGCUGUUCAUCAGAGAGGACUAG